Molecule: messenger RNA, 1325 nt
Organism: Neltuma alba
Lineage: Eukaryota; Viridiplantae; Streptophyta; Magnoliopsida; Fabales; Fabaceae
Product: GDSL esterase/lipase At1g33811-like
Exons: 5
Coding region: 2-1120 (372 amino acids)
Molecular function (GO): hydrolase activity, acting on ester bonds
Source: RefSeq, a predicted model, not a curated record
GAUGAGAAAGAUGGCUGUGGUUUUGUGUCUGGUUUUGAGUAUGUGGGCUUGGCUAAGUGGGAGAGGGCUGUCACAGAUCAUCACUAACCCACCACAGCAGCAAGUUCCAUGUUUCUUCAUAUUCGGAGACUCUCUGGUUGACAAUGGCAAUAACAAUGGCAUUCUCACUCUUGCUAGGGCCAAUUAUCGUCCUUAUGGCAUUGACUUCCCUCUUGGUCCCACUGGUCGCUUCACCAACGGUCGAACUUUUGUUGAUGCCUUAGCUCAGCUUAUGGGAUUCCCAAAUUACAUUCCACCUUAUUCAAGAACAAGGGGACCUCAACUAUUAAGAGGGGCUAAUUAUGCUUCUGGAGCAGCUGGCAUCAGAGAUGAAACUGGCACCAAUCUGGGUGCUCACGCAUCCAUGAAUGAGCAAGUGGCAAAUUUUGGCAACACAGUGGGAGAGUUUAGUAGAUUUUUCAGAGGAGACAACGCUUCACUAAAUGACUACCUAAGCAAAUGCAUAUUCUUUUCCGGCAUGGGAAGCAACGAUUACCUUAACAAUUAUUUCAUGCCUGAGUUCUAUGCAACCAGCUCUGAUUAUACUGCCAGAGCUUUUGCCAAUCUCCUCCUUCAAGAUUACUCUCGCCAGCUAACUCAAUUGUACUCACUGGGAGCUCGCAAGGUGAUAGUGACAGCAGUAGGGCAGAUAGGGUGCAUUCCAUACCAGCUUGCUCGUUUCCGCAGCAACAACACAAGGGUCAGAUGCAAUGAUAAGUUCAACAAUGCCAUCUCCUUCUUCAACUCUGGCCUUCGCAGUUUGGUUCAGACUUUCAAUAAUGGCAAACUUCCUGGAUCCAAGUUUGUGUUCUUGGAUUUCUAUGAAACCAGUCAACAGUUGUAUCUCAAUGGAUCAUCAUAUGGAUUUGAAGUGAUGGACAAGGGAUGUUGUGGGGUAGGGAGAAACAAUGGACAAAUAACGUGUCUUCCUCUGCAACAACCAUGUGAAGAUAGAAACAAGUACUUGUUCUGGGAUGCUUUUCAUCCCACUGAGGUUGCCAACAUUUUACUUGCUAAGAUGUCUUACACUUCUCAAUCUUACACUUAUCCCAUUAAUAUUCAACAAUUGGUCAUGUUAUAAUUAAUUAAUUAGCGUGAAUCACCAAUGCAGAUUCAGAUUAAUAAUAAUGUUGUGUCUCAAGUUUAGUUUAUGUGGUUGCAAUUCUCUGAUUUCAUUAAUUUCAAUUUGUAUGCUCUUCAAUCGUUGUAGAAUAAUAGUAAGAAUGUAAUAAGGAUAUUAUCUGUUUGCUUCUUAUCACUCAAUAAUUAUUGUAUACUUUGAUUUA